Molecule: messenger RNA, 495 nt
Organism: Carya illinoinensis
Lineage: Eukaryota; Viridiplantae; Streptophyta; Magnoliopsida; Fagales; Juglandaceae
Exons: 1
Coding region: 1-495 (164 amino acids)
Source: RefSeq, a predicted model, not a curated record
AUGUGUGAUGUUGUGGACAUCGACGCCUGCCACAUCCUACUAGGGCGAUCGUGGCAGGACGCCACCUAUAGAGGACGUGAUAAUGUGUAUUCCUUUUGGUGGAGGGAUAGAAAAAUUGUAUUGAUGCCUUCUGGAGAUAAGGUCCCUAACUCACAACAAGUUGAAGACAAGAACGCCCUCCUCACCCUCAGUGAAGCUCGAUUCCUGCAGGAAGCCAAGGAGACCAGUGAAAUAUGGACCUUGGUAGUAAAGGGAAAAGAAACUGACGUAGACCUUGCAAUACCCCCACAAGUCCAAUAUAUUUUGACAGAAUUCACAAACAUUACGCCCCAAGAAUUACCUGAUGGACUACCGCCUAUGCGAGACAUCCAACACCAUAUUGAUUUAAUUCCUAGAGCCAGCUUACUGAACAUGCCACACUACCAGAUGAGCCCAGCUGAAUAUGAGAUUUUACAAGACCAAGUGGAGACACUUCUUCAUAAAAGGAUUAAUUAG